Molecule: messenger RNA, 1605 nt
Organism: Scomber japonicus (chub mackerel)
Lineage: Eukaryota; Metazoa; Chordata; Actinopteri; Scombriformes; Scombridae
Product: cytochrome P450 1A1
Exons: 7
Coding region: 1-1605 (534 amino acids)
Biological process (GO): hormone biosynthetic process; progesterone metabolic process
Molecular function (GO): oxidoreductase activity, acting on paired donors, with incorporation or reduction of molecular oxygen, reduced flavin or flavoprotein as one donor, and incorporation of one atom of oxygen; steroid 17-alpha-monooxygenase activity; heme binding
Source: RefSeq, a predicted model, not a curated record
AUGAGACUGAUGUUUGCAACUUUGACCAUCAAGGAAAUCCCUUGUACCUCUCUGUCUAGUAUCACUGUUGCUCUGUGUCUUAUCACCCUGCUCCUGAUGGCCCUCAGGGGCCGUAAGAGCCACAGAUCACUCUUCCACCUUAACCAUUACUCCCAAAUGAAAUACCCCCCUCCUCCUGGCCCCACUCCCUGGCCGCUUGUUGGUAAUCUGCUACAGAUGGGGGACCAGAUUCAUCUCUCCCUAACUCGAUUGAGGCUACAGUAUGGUGAUGUUUUCAAGAUGCGUCUGGGCUCUUUGACAGUUGUCGUACUGAGUGGAUACACCACUAUCAGGCAGGCGCUGGUUCGGCAGGGGGAAGCUUUUGCUGGGCGACCUGACCUUUUUACAUUUUCUGCUGUAGCCAAUGGGACUAGUAUGACCUUCAGUGAGAAGUAUGGACCUGCCUGGAUGCUGCAUAAGAAGCUAUGUAAGAAUGCUCUCAGGUCUUUCUCCCAGACUGAGCCCAGGGGUUCAGGGGCCACCUGCUUGCUGGAGGAGCAUGUAUGUACUGAGGCUGCUGAGAUGGUGGAAGUGAUUCGGGAGCAAGCUGCUAAGGGGGAAAAGGAGCAGGAUAUGACAGGUAUAGAUCCGGUGAUGCCUCUGGUAACAUCAGUGGCAAAUGUGGUCUGUGCACUCUGUUUUGGGAAAAGGUAUGACUAUAAUGACAAGGAGUUCCUCACUAUUGUCCACAUCAACAAUGAGGUCCUGAGGAUCUUUGCAGCGGGGAACCUGGCUGAUUUCUUCCCUGUGUUCCGCUACUUACCAAGUCCAUCUCUGAGGAAGAUGGUUCAGCACAUCCACAGGAUGAACGGAUUCAUGGAGCGAAGCAUCGAGGAGCACAUGAACACAUUUGACAAGAACUGUAUCCGGGACAUUACAGACGCUCUGAUUGCACUUUGUGAGGACAGAGAAGAAAAUAAGGAUACAUCAAUGCUCUCCAACUCUCAGAUCAUUCACACUGUCAUAGACAUCUUUGGCGCAGGAUUUGACACCAUCAUUGCUGGUUUACAGUGGAGUCUGUUGUACCUCAUCAAGUUUCCAGACAUCCAGGACAGAAUACACCAGGAGAUAGAUGACCACAUUGGCACAGCCAGAUUGCCAUGUUUUUCAGAUAAGCCCAAGAUGCCUUUCACUGAGGCUUUCAUCUAUGAAGUGUUUCGUCAUGCUUCCUAUGUCCCUUUCACCAUACCUCACUGUACCACAAGAAACAUUACCUUGAAUGGAUACUUCAUUCCCAAAGAUACCUGUGUCUUCAUCAACCAGUAUCAGGUCAAUCAUGAUAUUGAUCUUUGGGGUGACCCAGACACAUUUCGCCCAGCACGCUUCCUGAGUUCAUCGGGGCUUCUCAAUAAGGAGCUGACGGAAAAGGUUCUCAUCUUUGGCAUGGGGAAGAGACGUUGUCUUGGUGAUGGAUUUGCACGUUUGGAGAUGUUUGUCUUUCUCACCACGUUGCUCCACGGGCUGCGGAUCCAAAAUGUUCCAGGGCAGGAGCUGGAUCUCAGCACUGAUUUUGGUCUGACUAUGAAGCCACAUCCUUACAGGAUUACCAUCUCCUCGAGAUUUUAG